UGUUGUUGUCUGACUAUUCCUCUUUUUUUGUUGUGCAGUUUUUGUUAAUUUUAGAUAGAUUUGUAAUGAAAAAACCUUGGGCCAUGCCAGAACCACGUUAGGUGCGUAUAUUAAAGUUACUGAAACUUGCCUUAUAUGACGUUUUUUCAAAUUUAAUGCUGGCAACACUGCUCAGUUGCUGUCAUCUGUCAUAAUUUAAAAAAAUAACCUCUCUUGUAACGUAAACGCAGAUUUAAUUUCCUCCUUGUCUUUUGUAUAUAGGCUUUAAAAAUGAAUGAUUCAAAUAGCAGGGAAAUACAAAGAGUUCAGUCACAUUUGAAGACUCUCUUUAGGGCUUUCAUCCAAGUUACUGAUGCCACUUUGAGGCGAAAAAGUCAACAACUUCUGGGAGAUUUGGAGAAAUUUGAAUGCGAUGUGCCCCUCCCCGAGUUGACUCAGUUUGCAGGGGAAUUGCCGGCGUCUUCAGUGGAUGAAAGGAAAUUAAGAAAUGAGAUUCUCAAAGUAAUACAGCUGCUCCAGAUACUUAUCAACAAAGUAGACUGUCCAAUAUCACGAAUUAUCGAUAAGAUUUAAUAAAAAAACUAAAACGAGGCAAUCACAUUGAAAAUUUAUUAUCCAAAAGUUGUGAAGAAACAUGGAUUAAUAAUAUACAAUAAAUAUUCACAUAUAAAAUAACAUCAAUAAGUAAAAUAUGGAACAUUAUUACCUACUAAUAAUUCUGUAAAGAUUUGUCACUGACAAGUGGAAGAAUAAAUGUUUUUGUCAUAAGAAUAAUUACAAAGUUAAAUUCAAUAGGAAUGUUAUAAUAGAACAAUGGUAAACAUAGCGAUACACUGACUUAUCAAUUUACGUAAUAACUGAAAGGUGGCGGCUUUGCCAACUUUUUCGUGUUUAAAAUUAAGAAAAUAACAAACAUUCAUUAUAUAGGGCUUGUAUUACUGUCUAACAGUAAAUAAACAUUGCAUAUUUCUAUGUUAAACAUUUUCAACCAUGACUGAGCCAAGUGGCAAAGUUGUUGAAAAAAUGUCUAGUCCCUAUGUCUAAUGACUGGAUUCUUUCUUUUAAUAUAAUCACUACCGAGUUAAUCUAUGUUAUAACCUAUGUCAUGAAAAUAUAUAUUUCAUUUAACAUUUAUUCGUACAAUAAUUUCUCUAUUGGAUAACGAUAUACAGCUUAACAAUGUUUUUGUAAUCCAACACGGAUUGGGUGUCUAAUUAUGGCAAGAUUGUUCCUACAUGCAUGGAAAAAUAAAUAAAUAUGGCACUAAUUUUUCACAAAAUGUUCCAUAUACAGGGCGAGACUACAACACGUCACCUGGCACGUUUGAGAUUAUUAAAAUCAACAUUAGGCCAUUUUAAUAAUACCAAAACUGUAGGUGUAAAAAUUUAAACAUCCACUCUGUGGAUGGAAACAUUUCGUAGCUUUUAAUUCUAAAAUUACAUCUCGAUAUGCAGUACAAUUUGUAAUUCUCGUAAACAAUCAGAAAUUGUGCCCUUUAAUAGCAAUUAACAGUAUUAAGUAGUCGUAUAAAAUACAAAAGUUUCUUUACAGGCUGCC
Tribolium madens (black flour beetle) is the source of this 1557-nucleotide messenger RNA. RefSeq lists its product as uncharacterized. The transcript has 3 exons. The record is from RefSeq and is a predicted model, not a curated record. Bases 271 to 573 code for a protein of 100 amino acids. NCBI's taxonomy places the organism in Eukaryota, Metazoa, Arthropoda, Insecta, Coleoptera, Tenebrionidae.